Molecule: messenger RNA, 3188 nt
Organism: Calliphora vicina (urban bluebottle blowfly)
Lineage: Eukaryota; Metazoa; Arthropoda; Insecta; Diptera; Calliphoridae
Product: beta-mannosidase-like
Exons: 11
Coding region: 188-3082 (964 amino acids)
Biological process (GO): glycoprotein catabolic process
Molecular function (GO): beta-mannosidase activity
Source: RefSeq, a predicted model, not a curated record
AACACAACGGCUGUGUUUUCAUUUUUAGUUUCGAAAAAAAAAAUAUUAUCAGUCACGGGUACACCUGUCGAGGAAAUAUUUUCGUACAAAAGAACAAGUACUCGUACUUGUGAUAAGAAAAAUCAUAGAAUAUUUUGAAAUAACAAAAAAAAUUAAAAUAUAAUAUGAAAUUAUCCCUAAAAUCAUAAUGAAAUAUGUAAAAACCCUAAUAAUAUUUGUAAUUGUGUGUCAUAUAACUCCCGAAAUAAUAUGCGAUAAAGUUAAAGUGGUCAAUUUAAAUACUUGGAGUUUAUCGAAUGAAAAUGGAACAAUCCAUGUAGAUAAUCUCAGAAGUCCCAAUGGAGUUUAUACCGCUUUAAAAGAUAAAUAUGGUUGCAUUUUGGAGUCUAAAAAUGACGAUAACUUAAGAUGGAUUGCGUAUGAUAACUGGACCUUUUCAACAGUCUUCAGUGUCAAAGUCGACAAGGAGCUACGUGUUAAUCUCACUCUACAUGGCGUAGAUACUGUGUCCACAGUUUAUUUAAAUAAUUAUGAAAUUGGUAAAACCGAAAAUAUGUUUGUACGCUCUUCCUUUGACGUUGGACCAUAUUUGAAGUCGGAAAAUAUUUUGGAAAUCAAAAUAAUAUCUCCCAUAUUGGCCGCAAAGGAACGCGCAGCUAAACUCAAGGAAAAUGACAUCAAUGCUCCACCUGAUUGUCCACAUAUUCGUGCGAAUGGCGAGUGUCAUCGUAAUAUGGUGAGAAAAAUGCAGGCAAGUUUUGGUGGAGAUUGGAAUUUGGCAGCACUGUCGAUGGGUAUAUGGAAACCGGUUGAUUUGGAAUACUAUGAAGUGGCCAUAAUGAGAGAUGUUGAUGUGGCCAUUCGUCAUAAUGAUACACAUUGGACGAUGGAUAUGAGAUUGUUUUUAAGUACGGAUAUACGUCAGAAGUUUUAUUGUGAAGUUACAUUUAUAGCGGUAGAACUUCUAAGUAAUCCCUUAGUUUUCAACCGUGAAAUCUCCUAUAACUCUCUGAAAAUAGAAUUUAAAGUGGAUAUACCAAAGGAUAGAAUAAAAUUAUGGUGGCCUAAUGGUUAUGGCGAACAGAAAUUGUAUCCUUUAUAUUUUGCCAGUAAUUGUUGGUUAAAUCCUGCUGGACCUAGAUUGAAAUCGAGAACAAAAUCUCAAAAAACCAUAGAUGUUGGUUUUCGCACCAUUGAACUGGAAGAAGAUUUAGAUGAUUUUGGUCGCACUUUCUAUUUUAAAGUGAACGAUCAGCCAAUUUUCAUUAAGGGAGCCAAUUAUAUGCCUGCUCAUAUAUUGCCCGAAUAUUCUUACAGAGAGAAUAAACUGUUACAUCUAAUAAAGUCAGCCAAAGAGACCCACUUGAACAUGAUACGAGUAUGGGGUGGUGGUCUCUAUGAGUCGGAUACUUUUUAUAAUUUAACCGAUUUCUAUGGUCUGUUGGUGUGGCAAGAUUUGGCGUUUACAACUGCCACCUAUCCCUUAACCGAUUCAUUUGUGGAAUCUGUACGCUUAGAGGCCUCACAAAAUGCCAGACGUUUAGCUUUUCAUCCCAGCUUAUGCAUGUUUGUGACCAACGAUGAAAUUGAACUGUACUUGACAAAGAAUAAAACAGAAUUGGGGCCAGACUCAGCACGCCUGGAAGAGGAAUACAAGCAAAUGUUUAUGGGCACCAUACGGCACGAGUUGAAUGUCAUAUCACGUAAUGAUUUCAAUCCCAGGGCUGGUCCCAUGAUUUCUACACCUUCAAUGGGGGUUGAAGAGAGUAAAAAGGAACUAUCCACAGAGCCGCAGAAUCCAAAUUAUGGAGAUGUUCACUUCUGGGAAGACGAAAAAGAUGGCCUAGAUCCGGACAUUUAUCCGCGAGCCCGUUUUAUAUCAGAAUAUGGAUUUCAAAGUUUACCCGCCCUGGCAUCGUGGAAUCGUACCAUUUAUCCGGGCGAUAGUUUGCCUAAUAUUGUGCAACAUCGUCAACAUGAUCCGAAAUCUUUUAUACCCAUUCUACAAUUAAUAUCAAGACAUUUUGCAUUGCCAGCAAUGGACUGGGAAAAAAAUGUAGAGUCCUUGAUCUAUUUAUCACAAUUAACACAAGCCAUGGCCACCAAAACCGCAACGGAUGUAUUCAGAUCACAUAGAACACAUAAGAGAACAAUGGGUGCCAUUUACUGGCAACUAAAUGAUAAUUGGGUGGCACCCAGCUGGUCCAAUAUCGACCACUUUGGUAACUAUAAGAUGGUUUGGAAUUGGUCGAAAAAAUUCAUGGCCCCCACAGCCAUUAUAGCCUUAAUGGAUGUUAAAAAUUCCAGAAUCAAUGUCACUGUUACCAAAGAAGAAGUAGUCAGUGAAAUUGAAAAACCAACGAAAUACAAUAUAACAAUGUAUACAUUUUUGUGGUCUGAACUGUAUCACCGAAAGUCAAUAACUUGGGAAACAUCAUUGAGCUCUAAUGGUAUUAAUACGGAUUAUUUGGAUAUGAAUGCAGUAUUUACUGCACCAUUUACACGUAACAAUUGCUUUUUGAAAUUUGUCUUGACACAAAAUAAUAAUACCGUAUCCAGUACUUAUAUAAUUCCGGGCAAGAUUGCAAAUUCGAAUGGCUUGUCAGAUCCUCAGUUAAAGUACGGUCUAACUUCCCAGUACUGUUUAAAAACCAAUAUCGAGUAUAUACAAUACUACACCAUCACAAUAACUGUUAAAAAGCCCGCUUUAUUUGUUUAUGUUGAAGUUUAUCAUCCAGCUGUGGAAAAAUAUAAACUUUCAGAAAAUGGCGUUAUAAUAACGGCACCCAUUAAGGUGAUACAUUUGGAAAUUGAAUUGAAAUCAGCGCCAUGUAUUACGCUCACCAAAGAACAUGUACGCAUAAUGACAAUAAAUGAGUUGUUAUUUGGUGAUACACCCGGUUAUAAUAACAACGAUCAGAAUGACGAUAAUAAUAGCAACAAUAACCAAAUGUCGACAACUGUUGCAAUGGAGUCAAAUUCAACGGAGGAAAAAUCUUCAACCGAGAAUGAUGAAGAUGGAAAUGUCAAUGUUAAGAGUACUACUGUAGCUGAUGUUGAGAUUGAACUUAAUACAGUAUAAAAUUAGCUCAAUCAAUUUAAAAUUAUGUAGUUUAUCACUUAAUAUAUUCAUAUGUAAAUAUGUAUAUCUCCCUAUUAUUGUAAAAAAACGCAAAUAACUAAGUAUA